This is a messenger RNA of Linum tenue, 1429 nucleotides long. The record is from the annotation of a GenBank genome assembly. Lineage: Eukaryota; Viridiplantae; Streptophyta; Magnoliopsida; Malpighiales; Linaceae.
CCCACAGAUAUUUUCCCCACUAUGGCACUCCAAAUGCUUGUAUAAAUUCCCCUUCUAAACCACUCCCUUCUCAUCAUCACCUUCUCUAAAAAAACCUUCCCUCCUUAUCUCCUCAAACACCAAUAAUCUUUCUCCCAUGGCGUCCACCAUAACCUCCACCUUCAAAACCCCUUUCCUCGACACCACCAAGUCGUCGUCCUCCUUCCAUGGCGCCCCGAUCCCGACCUCCCGCUUCUCCUUCACACCCACCAAAUCCUCCUCCUCCGCCGCCCAAAACGGCGCCGUCUCGAUGUCCAUGGCCACCCCGCCGUACGACCUCAACUCCUUCAAGUUCGCGCCUAUCAAAGAAUCCAUCGUCUCCCGCGAGAUGACGCGCCGCUACAUGACCGACAUGCUCACGUACGCCGACACCGACGUCGUCAUCGUCGGCGCCGGGUCCGCGGGGCUCUCCUGCGCCUACGAGCUCAGCAAGAACCCGGACAUCCGGAUCGCCAUCAUCGAGCAGUCCGUCAGCCCCGGCGGCGGCGCGUGGCUCGGCGGCCAGCUGUUCUCCGCCAUGGUCGUCCGCAAGCCCGCACACCUCUUCCUCAACGAGGUCGGCGUCGAUUACGAUGAGCUCGAGGACUACGUCGUCAUCAAGCACGCGGCGCUGUUCACCUCCACAAUCAUGAGCAAGCUCCUGGCCCGGCCCAACGUGAAGCUGUUCAACGCCGUGGCCGCGGAGGACCUGAUCGUGAAGGGCGGCAGGGUCGGCGGCGUGGUGACCAACUGGGCCCUGGUGUCGAUGAACCACGACACGCAGUCGUGCAUGGACCCGAACGUGAUGGAGGCGAAGGUGGUGGUGAGCUCGUGCGGCCACGACGGUCCGUUCGGCGCCACCGGGGUGAAGAGGCUGAUGGACAUCGGGAUGAUCGACAAGGUCCCCGGGAUGAAGGCCCUCGACAUGAACGCCGCGGAGGAUGCCAUCGUCAGGCUGACGAGGGAGGUCGUCCCCGGGAUGAUUGUGACGGGGAUGGAAGUUGCCGAGAUCGACGGAGCGCCGAGGAUGGGGCCGACGUUUGGGGCGAUGAUGAUUUCUGGGCAGAAAGCGGCUCAUCUGGCGUUGAGGGCGCUUGGGGAAGCGAAUGCGUUGGAUGGAGUGAACAACGGGAAGGUGAAGCAGCCGGAGUUUGUUAUUGCUGAUGCAGGAACCGCCGGAGAGGCCGUGGAUGCUUAAUUAGGGGGGACUCGAGUGUAAAAAAUAAAAAAAAUGUGGAGGAAGAAUAAAAGGAGGGAAGAAGAAGAAGCUAGAGCUAGUGUGUGAAUGUGGUGUUUGCUAGCUAGUUGUUCCUUUCGGGUUUUGGAAGGGUGAUGGUAGAUAAUGGAAGAAGAAGAGCUAGUGUGUGCCGAAUCGAAUCAACUCAACAUUUUGGGUUUUUGAAGUUCUUUC